Molecule: messenger RNA, 344 nt
Organism: Geodia barretti
Lineage: Eukaryota; Metazoa; Porifera; Demospongiae; Tetractinellida; Geodiidae
Source: the annotation of a GenBank genome assembly
AUGCUGGACGUGGGCAUCUACCUGCAGACACUGGUGGACGUGUUUGUGGACGACCACCGCCCCUACUUCACGGACGCAGAGGUGUCCGGCCGCGAGCUGGUCUUCACCAUGGACACGCCGGUCGCGCAGGGACACUCCGUGGAGGUGGCCUACGACAACAUCUUCGCGGAUGACGUGUCAGGCCUGCUCAUAGACGACGCGGGCAAUGCGCUGGCGCCCUUCUCCUCCCAGCCGCGACACUAAAACUCGUCUCGUCCGCGAGGUCCUCACGAGUCUGGCCCCGCGGGGUGGUCAGCAGCCACAGCCUCACGAUGGAGGAGGGAGGGAGCGGCACCUACACGAUG